Messenger RNA from Ambispora leptoticha, 783 nucleotides. The record is from the annotation of a GenBank genome assembly. Lineage: Eukaryota; Fungi; Glomeromycota; Glomeromycetes; Archaeosporales; Ambisporaceae.
AUGACACGCGGAGAUAUCCCGACAAGACGAGAAAUACAAGAAAUCUUAGAAUCAGAAUCAGAAGUAAUCAGAUGGUUACAAGAUAACGAAAUUAUCUAUAAAAACCUUACAUGUCAUCAAUGCAAAAAUGAGAUGAAACAAAUAAACAAAUUAUUAAUAGAAUUAUACUAUUUAUGGCUUAUCCAAGUCUCACCGAAAUCAAUAGGACUAAUGACUGGUCACUCAACGACAACAAUAACAAACAAUAUUGAUAAGAUAAGACAAAUGAUAGGGUCACAAUAUCACAGGCGAAAACCUGUGAAAGGAGUAUGGGUCAUUGGAGGAGUAGAAAGAACCCAUGACCGAAGAAUAUUUGUCAAAACAAUAAAUAAAAGAGAUAAAGAAUCAGUAUUACAAAUUAUAAAAGAUAACGUCGAAAAAGGAUCAAUUAUUUACACAGACCAAUGGAAAGCGUAUGAUGAUAUUACGCCAAUCUUGGGAAACCAGCAUGGGAAUGUAAACCAUUCAAAAUAUUUUAAAGAUCCUGAAACAGGAAUACAUACCAAUACCAUAGAAGGAAACUGGAACGGAUUAAAGAUAUUAAUACCUGCCAGAAAUAGAAAUAAAGAAAGAAUUGAACCAUAUCUACUUGAGUACGUAUGGCGAAGACAAUAUCAAGGUCAGCUGUGGACCACAAUGAUUAAAGCAAUAAGAAAUGAAUUAUUAAUCGAAGAUAAACAAGAUGAUAAACCAAAAAUGGAAGUCGACGUGACUGGAACGCGUGACGAUCCAAAACAACCCUGA